GAAUCUCAUCACUGUGAUGGCUGAUGAGCAGCAACACGCGGGACAGCUGCUCCAGUCCGGAUCUCUGCUGCCCACUGGACUGCAAGGAACCGAGGGCAGUGCACUACAGCUCAAAAUAAAGAACUCGAUCUGCAAAUCUGUACAGUUGAAGGUGGACAGCAUUUUGCAAGAUGUGGAGAGGUUCACAGACAUUGAGAAGCUUUACCUCUACCUCAGGCUGCCCUCGGGCCCCAGCAGCAGCAGCAGCAGCAACAACAGCAGCAGCAGCAGUGAGAAAAUCGGCGAGCAGAGCUGCGUGUCCUCGAGCCGUAUGCAGCAGAUGCACGCGUUCAGCUGGAUACGGAAUCACCUGGAGGAGCACGCGGACACCUCGCUCCCCAAACAGGAAGUCUUCGAUGAGUACAAGGGCUACUGUGACAAUCUGGGCUAUCACGCGCUCAGCGCUGCCGACUUCGGAAAGAUCAUGAAGAACGUUUUUCCCAACAUGAAGGCGCGCCGGCUCGGCAUGAGGGGCAAAUCCAAGUAUUGCUAUAGUGGCCUGAGAAAGAAGCCGUUCAUCCACAUGCCGUCUCUCCCGAAUCUGGACAUACACAAAACGGGAGAUGGGUGUGAGGGCUUUGAACCCACCGGGCAGAGCUCCAGUGGGGAGGAUGAGAUUCGCUCUGCUGCCUGUGAUCUGGUGUGUGAGUGGGCUCAGAAAGUGCUGAGUCGUCAGUUUGUUAGCGUGGAGGAUCUGGCACGCUUCCUACUGAACAGCCACUACAUCAGCACUAAGUCUGUUGCUGCUCUUACCGUGAUGACCGGAUCCCCUUCAGGGGCCCCAGUGUCUGUUCAGUCGUCUGCGUUCAUGCCCACAACUGAUGCCCACUCCUUCCAGCCUCAGGUCAAAACGCUGAACUCCCCUUCCAUCGACGCCAAACAGCAGCUCCAGAGGAAGAUCCAGAAGAAGCAACAGGAACAGAAACUUCACUCCCCGCUUUCUCCUGAAGCUCAGAGCAGGAGGCCGGAAGGGGUCACUACUCCUUGUGCAAGCACAGGAAUCCCAUGUGGAAGUCCUGCCCUACUUUCACCACAGCCCACCAUCGGUAUUGUGGUAGCCGCAGUUCCUAGCCCAGUUACGGUUCAAAGAAGCAGACAGUUGAUGUCUCCCAGCCCAGUUCCUGUGGCAGCAGCGGAAAGCAAGGUGCUCCCUGUAAAUUUUCAGGUGGUCACCCAAUCGGUGCAGCCUGUGAACCGAUGUCCAAAGACCCCUCAGAAUGUCCCCGCAAGUCCUGUUGGUGAUCGCCCAGCACGCCAUCGCUACGCCCAGAUCCUGCCUAAACCAGCUACAACUAGCACAAUCACGCUACGUUCACCUCCUGCACUCCUUAUCACCAAAAGUUCCAUCAAGACUGUCAUACCAUCCAAGGACAGCUCCGUCAACAUUGUGAAAAUGACAGCCAUAUCUCUGGGGCCCACCAACAGUACCACCAGCACUGCUGCCACCACAGCUAGACCUGCCUCCGCUGGAAUCACCAGCCGUAGUGAUGACCUCCAGCCUGUUACGCGUGUACGUAGUGGCUCCAUUGCUGCAAUGCCGUCAACACUGUCAAAGCCAGGACACGCAACCAUGACAUCAGCGGUCAACAUCAAGUUGGAUGUUGUUGAUGCUCUAGUACAAGCAGGAGACGUUCAGGGUGGGACAGCUGGUGCGGGUAUGCAAGUAGAAGGAGCACUCAAACCCAGAGCUGCAAGUGUGCCUACACCUCUAGCUAAAGUCUCUGCAGGACUAGACAGGCAAUCAGGGAACAAAUUUAAUGGCCGGAUGCUCCCUAAUGAAAACAAUUUCCCUGCUGCCAGCAAUAAUAAUCCCAGUGAAAGCACUUCAUACCAGGACAUAGCCAAUCAGAGUACCAGUAGUGCUCAAAUAACAAAUAGCAGCGCAUUUAUGACACCACCCAAGGAUGUAGAGUUGGCAUCUCCAAGCCCUCGCAAAAGACAAGGCUUACACCCAGAUUCGAGUCUGACACCCGUCAAAAAAAUUUACAUUUCCGAGGCAAGUGAUGAUGCAAAAUUGGAUAUGAAAAUAGCAGUGAAGAAUAUUUCCAGGUCUGACACCCCUGUUGAACCAGAAAGUGAACUUUCUUCAGCUGCUGGAAAAGUUAUGGUGAAGCUUACCUCCAGCACUCCUACUCAAAUCAAUGCAUUCUCUGAUAGUCCAGUUGGAAAUACCGGCUUCCAGACAGUCAACAGUGCCCAAAGCAUCUUGCAGGGACAAUGGGAAGGGUCUUCGUCUAAUGUAAAAAAUAUCACUACUGGUACUACAGCUGUGAGUGCCUCUUGCCAGGAUUGUCAGGUCAGGAAUACAAGCUUUCAGACCUUUAACAGACCACGAAGUGUUUCCCAAGGACAGUGGGAAGGAUCUUCAUCUAAUGUGAACAUCAAGCCAAUAGUUACUCGCACUGUUAGUGCCCCAGGUCAGGCACUGGUACAGCAGCAUACAAAUAAAAAUAUCCAAGCCUUGCAGGUAUGUUCAGAGCAGUCUGGCUCCUCUGCAGUAUGUGAACUGAAUACUGUGCUUUGGAAUAAUGAUCAGCAAGGUGGCAAUCAGCAACACAUUUAUUCUCAGCAGGGGACGGUAAAAAACAAGCAAAUGUCUAGUUCUGUUAUGGAGCCUACUGUAAUGACUCAAACUACUGCCACGGGCCAGCUGGUACAGAUGACGAGUGAUAUGGUGGAACAUGUCUCUUCUCAGCCUCAUGUGGGUUACUUUCCGUUUAAUGAUGAUGACAUGACUCAGGACAGUAUAGUAGAGGAACUAGUUCAGAUGGAGGAGCAGAUGAAGAUGAACAGUUCCAUGCAAAGCUUUGAUGGCUGUGAGGACAUGGCACUGCAAACUCAACAGGCUACCAUGCAGAACAACAUGAUUUCCAGUCACCAGGCCAAUACAUCUUGCUACAACUUGGCCAACACUAGCAUCACACCUAUCCACACCCCCACCCAAAGUGCAGAGAUGAUAGGAAUUGGGCAGGGGUUGACCCGUGAGAGCCCUUGCUCACAUUUUGCCCCCACCACUCCUGUAGACAGUGCUCUGGGAAGCAGCUGCCAAACUCCAAUUGGAACACCACACUCAAACUGCAGUAGCGGAGUUCCGCCCAGUCCUGUUGAGUGUAGGAACCCAUUUGCCUUCACGCCUAUCAACUCUAGCAUCACAAGUUACCAUGAUGGCAGCACUAUCUCCUCCAGUCCAGUCAAGCCUAUGCAAAGACCAAUGGCCACCCACCCAGAUAAAGCUAAGCUGGACUGGAUGAAUAAUAACUACAACAACAGCAGUAGUAAUUCCAACAGUGGAAUUAGUAUUCUCCCUAACUAUCAGAAUCUGGUGGAUAACCAAUUCAGGAAACCUCAUGCCUUUGCCAUUCCUAGCCAAACAUAUCCAUCACCAGUCAGGCACCAUGACAUGCACAUAAGUCGCUUGACACCAAUUUCACCAGUCCAGCAGCAAGUGGCUAGCAUGGCAAACCUUAAUAAACAGGAGGGAUUCGCUGUACCAGCCCCUCUUGAUAACAAAACCAGCACUUCCUCCUCUGGCUCAUUCCGCUGCCGCAGUGUCAGUCCAGCAGUCAGGCAGCGCAACCUGAGUGGAACCCCAAACCCCAAUGUCCGCCGUUAUGUGGUCUCUCCUUUUAAUUCACCAGUGACACCAGAAGUGCUGAAUAUCUUUUCAAACAGUCAAGCAAAUACUAGUGUUAGCAGCAUGGUGCAGCGGAGUCAGUCAGUGCCGCUUAAUGUCAUGAUGCAGACAGAGGUUUUGCCCAUGCAAGCUAGUGGGCAAACAAGCAACCCUAAAAACAUUACCAAUGUCCUGCUCAACAAGAUGGAUGGUGACGGAGACAAUGUGGUACGUGGACUUGGCAAGAACAACAUGCCGUCCAGUUACUCUGCUCGCAUGAACCUCUCACAAAUCCUGGAAACGGCUGGUGCUUCCGGUUUCCCUACCAGUGCCAAUCACCAGGCUAUGAUUUCACCUGGCACCUCGGCUUACAAAUUUACAAAGCCUGCUUAUCUCAUGAAGAACAACGGAGGGGAGCAAAUGAGCUUUCCAUCAAGAGAGAUCCAAGGGCAGUUAGUCUCAGAAGAGAGCAAGCAGCUAUCUGAAGAGCGGCGAAAUCAGGCCUUGAUGGUUCCACCGCAGCACGACCUCCAGCAACAUCAGCACCAGCAGUCUUUCCUUUUCAAUACCGCUGAUAAGGACCUGUUAGAUGAAGACAGCUUGAACACUGUCUCUCAGCUUCCAGGCCAGGCAAGUGAACUUGACACUGGAGGUUCAGAGUUUCCUGGUGAUAUGCAACUGACCUCUGAACUCUCCAGUAGCAUGAACGAUUUAAACUCUUUAGAUGCAAACCUACUCUUCGAUCCAGCAUCAAGCCAACAGCAAGUUCAGUAUGAAGAACCAAUGCUGGAGGAACUGAAGAACGACCCGAUAUUCCAACAGAUUUGCAAUGAGACUGUGAAUUCUGCUGGCUUUGACUGGUUGGAGAGCAAGGACCAGGCGACCGUGGAAAUGUUGGGUUAAUUUGUAGCUUGCAUUGUUGAGAUAAUGAAUGGUUUGUAUCUAUAUGUGUGUUCCGCAGGAAGUUGUCUAAAUGUUUACACAAAGCAGUGUUGCAUUGAAUCACUGGGUUCACUUCCUGGGUUGAACAGAAAUUAUCCCUUUUUUUAUGCUGGUUCUUUUUUUCCUCCAAAUUGCUCUGUGCAAAUCUGUUCAAAUUGUGGUGCUGUUGAAUUUCUCUCCAAACGUUCAAAAAUACUGGAAGGAGAAUUAAAAAUUUAGCCAGGGUUCAAGUGUCUCAAAGAAAAUGGUUUGUACUGCUUCUGAGAAAUUCUGUAAAAUUACAGACUGAUCCAAAAAAAAAAGGGAUAUUUCUGCACACCUUGCAGGCAAGGUAUCUUUGUGUAAAUAAAAUUAUUUUUUUUUUUUACGUUUAAUACAUAAUUAUUGAGAUUUUUGAGCUGGCUUAUGUACUGUGAUACAUUCAGUCAUUGUUUUCAGCUUUGCAAAUGUCAAAUAAGUGCUUCCAGGUCAAAAAAAAACUGAAAAACACGCUAAUAAUGAAUUAAAGUAUUACCUUAAAGCAAGGUUCCUCAAAUCUUUCCCUGGAGAGCUGAUGCACUGCAGAGUUUAUCUCCAACCCUGAUCAAACUCCUCUACCUGUGAUUUUCUAAAGAUCAUGAAGACACUGAUUAGCGUGCUAAGGUGUGUUUGAUUAAGGUUAGAGCUAAACUCUGCAGGAAACUGGAUCUCGUGGGCCACAUUUGAGGAUCUCUGCCUUAAAGGAUGGGGGGUAUAACGAACGGGAAGAUUGUACCUGUUCUCUUUUAUAUAUUGUAAUUACACUAUAAAGCUUUUAAAUAUACAUAUAUAAGAUAUGGAAAUUGGCACUUAAAUAUUAUAUACUUUUAAAGACUUCUAAUGCCCAAAGAUAAACAGUAUUGGCUGUGUAAUUAUAAUUGGCUUACUAGUCAUUGUAAACGAAUUAUUUCAUGUAUAUUCCUUUCGAUUUUUCCCUAAUUUUAUAUCUCAGGGUUCCCCCAAAGUUCUAGCUGAGGGAUUCGAUUCGAUAAAUGAUGCAUAGAACCGAUCGGGUUUUGAAUAACAAUCAUUAAAAGUCUUGAAUAUUUGCACUAACAAUCACAGUUUCCUGCCAUUUCCUUCUGAAGGCACGAAAGACGACUGUUUAAGAGAAUAAUUAAGGACGUAUUCUUAAAGCUCAGUCUAGACAUCACUGGAACAUGACGAGCACGACUGUUGUCCAUUUUACUGUGUGCUCUCACUGUGUAUCAGAAACCUUUCAGAAUAAUAACUAUGAAAAUGAGUACAGCCAUCUUGAGUAGCAAAGCCAGAUUUAGAUAAGAUAAGAUCGUAAGGAAUUUAAACAUGUCAGUAAGAGAUUAUUCAGGAUCUGAUUAAUCUGUAGAUUUUUAUUCUAUCUAUGCAUUUUGGAAUCAGUUGAUCUGCCACUUUUUUUGGUUUAGUGGGAGUUUUUUUACAUGAACUUUACAUUUUUACGUAAUGUUCUUACAUCUUCAACAUUUUGCAAGAGAGAAAAAGAAAAUCGUCAUUUCUAUCAGAUAGAUUGAUUUGUCAUUGUAAGAAGUGCGUUGUUGUGCUGAAUAUUUUUUAAAAAAUUUUCUGUAGUGAUUUGUGACUUUUGUGACGUUUUGGGUUUAGUUUACUAUCCUUGCACUGUUACAGAUGGAAUAUUGUGUUAAAUACCAUAGGACGAGUAGCACUAUGUCGUUGGUAAGAACUAAAGCUGAGAAAACAAGUCAUAGCUAAAUAAAUAAAUAAAUUAUAAAAUAAAUAACUAUACAAAAGAUUGUGUAGAAUUGGUAGCAUAGCAUGAUGCUAAUAAACUUGUGCCUGAUGUAAAAACACAAAGUCAAUUUGUGAAAAGGUCUCUGCAAUACAUCUCAGCCUUACAGUCCCUCCAAUACCAAAGAAAAGCUCCGGAAUUUGAGGGGAGUUUUUUAUUUGGAAUUUUAUACCUUUUUUUUAAAAAUUAUAAUUCAAUUCAAUUUUCAAUUCAAUUUAUUUCUAUAGCGCCUUUUUACGAUGGACAUUGUCUCAAUUGUCUAAUACGAAUUUGUUUGGGUUUUUUGGGCAUUUUUAUAGGCACUCAAUUGUGUUGUUUUUUCUGAUUUGUAACAUGCAAUCCGUCAUGUAGCACUGAAACUUUUACUAAAAGAAUGUUUUAAAAUAAAUCGCACUACUGGUAUCAUUUAUAAACGACAAAAAAAGUGUAGCAGUGCAAAAGACUGUUAAAAUAAUCCACUGAUAUUAAGAGUGUGUGUGUAUAAUGUGUAUGUAAGAAUCACAGACACUAUAUAAUGUUACUGCUGUAGUUAUUGUCGUUGUUGUUGUUGUUGUUCUCGUCGUUGUGGUUAUUAAACUGUUAAACUUGUAUUUAUCAGAAGCCAGCAAAUGUGCAACCUGCCUGAGGAAUUAGUCCUCAUGUACAACAAGAUAAUUGCAUGUGUUCCUGUGUAUUUAGUUUUGUAUUGUUUAUUUAUGCUCCGUGUUUUUAAGAACAAAGAGAAAACAGCGUGUAUAUAUAAUAAAUAUUUAAAGACGUUAUGUCAGGUUACAUAUCUUUCUGUCAUGGACAGGGAUUUGAAUCUGUAAACCCAACAGAGGUGGAUUAAUAAUACUGUUUCACUAAUUUCUUAAUCUCAAGAUAAUAAAACAAGACCUGAAAAUAUUAUACUAAGAGUUUAAAACCCAAGCUUAAAUUAAAAAAUAUAUAUAUAGUGAUCAGAAAAGAAAACCCUAAAUAUAAUUGGAAGAAUUUAUUUGCUUACAUUUUCUGUCUUUAAAAGGCUUAUUUAGUUAAUCCUUCUGAAAUCUAUGUAGAAAGUUUCUUUUCUUUCAACUAGUCAUUGUUUAAUUUAAUCAUGGGCCAGAACUCUGGGUAUUAUUCUGUGACCUAAGACCUUUACCCCUUUAUGGUGUUAAACCCUGUACAUCUGACAUGCUUCAUAAAGUUGUUAUGACAUUUUGGAUUUUUUUUUCCCCUCUCCCUUUUUGCAUUGAAAGGGGUCACUGACUUAUUUUAUGUGACUAAUAAACAUUUUGUAAAUUAU
Messenger RNA from Hemibagrus wyckioides, 7623 nucleotides. RefSeq names its product regulatory factor X7a (gene rfx7a). The transcript has 9 exons. Lineage: Eukaryota; Metazoa; Chordata; Actinopteri; Siluriformes; Bagridae. Bases 17 to 4555 code for a protein of 1512 amino acids. Gene Ontology annotation, molecular function: DNA-binding transcription factor activity, RNA polymerase II-specific; RNA polymerase II cis-regulatory region sequence-specific DNA binding. The record is from RefSeq and is a predicted model, not a curated record. Gene Ontology annotation, biological process: regulation of transcription by RNA polymerase II.